AUGAACGUCCAUACCAAGCCCAACCCAACCCCCGACAAUGUCUUGGGGAUUUACGACGAGAUUGCGGAGGUAGAAUCUCCGCGGUUUGAGAGGGUUUACUGGACAAAGGAACCGCAUUUGAGGAAGCUCUAUGGCAUGACCUCCUUCCUUCUGGUGGCAUCGGCAACGACAGGCUACGACAGCAUGCUUUUGAACACAUCACAACAGAUCCAUGCGUGGAACCACUUCUUCUUCCCGGAGACGAAGCUUAACCCGGACCUUGCAGAUCCCGUUGAGGAUAGCAAGCUGGCAAUCUUGAAUAACAUGUUCAACAUCGGCUCAAUCUUGUCGUUCGUUAUAACCCCGUACGUGGCCGAUAAUUAUGGACGAAAGCCCUCCAUCGUAGCUGGUUGCAUGUUCAUGAUAUUUGGGGGAUUUCUAACUGGUUUUUGCAACGGUUACGGAAUGUACAUGGGUGGCCGGUUCCUCCUCGGUUUUGGCAACUCACUCGCACAAAUGGCCUCCCCCCUCCUUCUCACCGAGAUCGUCCACCCGCAACAUCGCGGCCCCGUCACCGCCAUCUACAACUGUCUUUGGAAUGCCGGCGCGCUCUUGGUGUCGUGCAUAGCAUGGGGCACGUCCAACAUUGCCUCCAACUGGUCCUGGCGCUCCAUCACGCUCCUGCAGGUUCUGCCCUCGGCCGUCCAGCUCGCAGGCAUUUGGUGGCUUCCUGAAUCUCCACGAUACCUUAUUAACAAGGAACGCCAUGAUGAAGCCCUCGACAUACUCGCCAAGUGGCAUGCCGGCGGUGAUAGACUCAACAGAACAGUACAGUUCGAGUUUCGUGAGAUCAAAGAGACGAUUCGCAUCCAGAAGGAGCUGGAUGAGGCAUCGACCUAUGUCGAUUUUAUCAGGACCAAGGGAAAUAGGUGGCGGUUGGCCAUUAUCAUCUCGCUGGGUGUCAUUAGCCAGUACUCUGGCAAUGCCCUGUUCAGCAAUUACAUGAAUGCUGUAUACGGCGGGGCGGGGAUAACGGAGCAGAGCCAUAAGCUGGCCAUCUCGACGGGGAAAAUGAUCCUGGAUCUGAUCGUUACCAUCUUCGCCGCGCUGAAUGUCGACCGGUUUGGACGCAGGCCGCUGUUCUUGAUGUCGACGUGCGGUAUGGUCGUGAGCUUUGCGUGCUGGACGGCAACGGGCGCGGCGUAUGAACAUGAUGGGGAGACAAAUAUGACCAUUGGCUAUACGCAGUUGGUGUUCAUCUGGAUCUUUGGUAUCUUUUACGAUAUUGGGUUUUCAGGAAUGUUAGUGGCAUAUGCGCUGGAGAUCCUGCCGUUUCAUCUAAGGGCGAAAGGCAUGAUGUUGAUGAAUGUCACGAUGCAGGCUGUGCUUGCCAUCUCCAAGUGA
Neurospora crassa OR74A is the source of this 1383-nucleotide messenger RNA. Its product is annotated as MFS hexose transporter. The record is from RefSeq and is a predicted model, not a curated record. Gene Ontology annotation, cellular component: membrane. The coding region runs from base 1 to 1383 and encodes 460 amino acids. Lineage: Eukaryota; Fungi; Ascomycota; Sordariomycetes; Sordariales; Sordariaceae. Gene Ontology annotation, molecular function: carbohydrate:proton symporter activity. Gene Ontology annotation, biological process: transmembrane transport; carbohydrate transport. The transcript is spliced from 2 exons.